Molecule: messenger RNA, 862 nt
Organism: Cajanus cajan (pigeon pea)
Lineage: Eukaryota; Viridiplantae; Streptophyta; Magnoliopsida; Fabales; Fabaceae
Source: RefSeq, a predicted model, not a curated record
AGUCCAUGCUUCUUGUCUUUUGACUAUUUUUUCGGAUCUUGAUUCGUGAGGCAUAUAGAUCUGAGUUUAAGCUAACAUAGACAGACACACACACUGUUGAGAAGCAGAAACUUGUGUUGUGUAUCGACCAAAAUGGUGAGUGAGAAUGGGAAGAAUGAGAAUGAGUCAUCAAAAAUGUCUUUCAGAAUAACAAAAGAUGACAGGUUCUUCUCAAGGCUUUUGGCGAAGGAAAGGUCGAGCCUGAACUCUUCCUCAAGGAUCUUCUACUACGGAGAAACUUCAGUGGCAGUACCCUUCACGUGGGAGGCACAACCUGGAACCCCCAAACACCCCUUGUCAGAGACCUCUCUCCCUCCCCUCACACCUCCACCUUCCUAUUUCCCAAGCCCCAAUAAGUCCCACAUCGCUGCAAACCCAAGAAAUCCCAAGUCCAAUAACAAUAUAUUCUCAUGCAUUUUGCCAAAGCUUGUCAAGUCUCAUCAUGUGUCACCAUCUUGGUCAACCUCAUCUUCUUCUUCUUCUUGCUCCUUGGUGUAUUAUUCAUCGUCCACCGAGUUCAACAAAGAUCAAGGAACAAACUCUUUGAAACGCAAGUGUUAUCGUCGAAUAUUUGGAGGCUGCUUUUCCUUUGGGAACACUAGUUGCUAUGUGUAUUUUGGGAGAUGUUAAUUAGUCUGCUGGGAUCAGAAGUGUCCAGCAUACACAUUCAUGUCAUUUCUCGUGACCAAGACUAAUAGCCAUGUGCUUCAAACUCCAAUCCAUUUUUCACUCUUUUCUCCUAUUAUACUUUAUACCUUUUUUCUUUUAGUUCUAGUUUAAUUUAAAGCUUUUAUUUUACUAUUUCAAUGUUAUUUGAACUACU